GAAGACGAUGAUGAUGAUGAUGAUAAAAGAAGACGAAAUUUUUAAUAUGCUAUCAACAAUAAUAACAAUGAACAAUACCACUGCUGGUAACAAGGGAAACUUGGCACUUUUUUACUUCAAUCAUUCACGAAAAAUAAUAAAGAAGAUCAUCAGUGGUUACGCCUUUUCUCAUCUUCAUCUUCCUUGCCAAUCAUCUUUAUAAUCAAAAUCACUAUUCAUUUAACCAAUGGUCACUACAAUCAAUUUUUACAACUUAAUAAUUUACUUUCGCAUUGUAACACACAUUUAGAAGGGUUCUUUCACCCACUACCUUAGGUUGCUUUACUUGUUGCUUUUGUUUCUGUGUUUACUUUUGAACAAGAGCACCUAUUUCCCCUGUUUAAAUUGUUAUUAUAUUUUUUUUAAUUUACCACUUGACUAUUGCUGAAAACCAGCUAUUUACGGAUGAUCUUGUUUAAAUUGUGAACAAUAUGAAUGUAAAUUUUAUUGGAUUUAUAGUCUGUUUUACUUGGAUUAACUGUUUUCUCAACAAACCAGCUGAAUGUUUUUCUAGUGAACUUGCCACUGCAAUAACCAAUGCAUCUCUUGGACGAGCUGAUUUUGAUUUAGUUGUCCAAGCUUGGAAUAAAUAUCGUGAUGAGGUGAAAAUUGAUUUAGAUUUACUUACAUCAGGAUUGGCUUCACAACUGGAUCAAAUAAUAAUCAAAUCAAAUGUUUCUCGACGUUGUUCACAAGGUUUAAAAUAUCUUUUCGACCAAAGUGAAAACAAAAAGACUUGGGCUCUUCAAGCUCUAAACUCAUGGGGACAGUUUCCUCCGCCUGGUUUAAUAAGUGGAACGACUACAUCUUUUGGAUCUUAUGACCAGUGUUUGAACAUAAUUACUCCCAAUUCCAGUUUCACUGGUCAAUAUUGUACAGUGUUGUUUCGUCCAUUGUUACCUCAUAGACCUCGAUACCAUAAUAUACUUAAAAAACUAUCCUUAUUUGAAUCGAUACCAAGAUCGUCUGCAAGAAACCAUGUUGUUGAACACAUGAAAUCGAAGGCUCAUUUCUUUUAUUACACUCAAAUACGGAUUGGAGUUUGUUUAACUACUCACUGUGAUUUGGAAGAUGUUAAUUCAAUGGUUAAAACAAUUGCUGAAGGAAUGUACCUUAACGGAGAGGUUACUCGGUGUGAAAGCAAAUCGUCAGCCCCAACAAACCUAAAUCACCAUCAAAUAAUUGCUUUAUUCAUUAUACUCACUAUACUCAUGGCUAACCUUAUUGGUACACUGGCUGAGCUUCUUAUCAAACCAGAAUCACGAUUAGCGUCUUAUUGUUCAAUAUUAUUUGCAUUCUCCAUCCGAAGAAACUUUGCCUCGCUAUUUAAAAUGGAAACCUCAAAUACGGAAUUGAAAUGUGUAAACGGAAUCAGAACACUCACUAUGGCUUGGAUUAUCUUUGGACAUACAUCGGUUUGGAUUCAUUACCAUGCUUUUAGUCAUUCUUUCAAUAUUGUUGAUGUGAUCAAACCAUUUGGAGCUCAAGCCUUGUUGAAUGUAACCCUUUCUGUGGACACUUUUUUCUUGAUUAGUGGCCUCUUGACUUCAUAUGUGACUUGGAAAACAACGGACGGUGUUUACAAGAAAUUCAACUCUUUUGGAUUCAUUAUAUCUCGUUAUACUCGAUUAACGCCACUUUUGAUUGCAGCAAUUUGUUUGACUCUGUUUUUACCAUUAAUCGGAUCAGGUCCACUUUGGCAAGAAUUUGUCUCUCCAAUUGGUAAAAGAUGUGAAGACAAUUGGUGGAUUAACUUGCUAUACAUUCAAGCAUUUUAUAAAACCGGAGAUAUUUGUUUAUUACCAACAUGGUGGCUAUCCAAUGAUAUGUUAUUCCAUAUGAUAUCACUAUUGAUUUUGGUUCCAUUGAUGAGAUCUCAGAAGUUAGGCGUUGCUAUGAAUCUUUUCGCAAUAUCGGUAUUCACUUUAGUUUCAGCAUCCAUUAACUUCUCGCAAGAUUAUCCGCCGGCCAUUUUACCGACAUUUCCUCAAGUAGAGGAUUAUUGGCUUUUUAUUUAUCAAUAUUUUUGGAAACCUUAUCUUCAUGGUCCACCUUUCUUCAUUGGAUUACAUCUUGGUUAUCUUCUCGCCAGAAAACGCUUCGCAAAAUUAAAUAAAACUGUAUCUGUAAUGGGAUGGAUUAUUUCAUUGGCUUUGUUGAUUGUUGUCUUUCAUGCUCCUUACCCAUUGACUUUGGGUAAAACUUGGCCUAAAGCGGUUAAUAUGAUAUUUGAUUGUACAAAUCGAGUUUUAUGGGCUUUGUCUCUUUCUUGGAUGAUAUACGCAUCUGCUUCAGGUCAUGGAGGUUUCAUCGGAAAAUUUUUGAGUUUGCCGAUAUUCGCUCCAUUUGCGAAAAUAACUUAUGCAGUUUAUUUAACACACAUGUUUCUUAUUUGGACUUAUAUGGGAUCUCGAAGAGAUCUGACUUAUACCAGUACAUAUACAGGGAUUAACAUGUUUGUUUCUCAUUGGGUUCUGGCACAGAUUUUGGGUGCUUUAGCUGCUUUAUUAUUUGAAUCGCCUUUCUUGAAUAUCCAAAAGUCCAUGGCUAAACAAUACCAGAAAAAAGAAGAUUCUGUUGGAUUACAAGACUGGGAUAAAGAAGAAAUGAAUAAGAAGUCAUUGUUAACUAACAGUUGAUUCCAACAUAAGUAUUGUUUGAUACACUGUUUUAAUUAAUGUCUAUUGUUUAAUGAUAAAUUAUUCGACAUGGUUGUUUGUUUCGUAAAAUGGAAAGUUUUCAAUUUUGGUCAUUUCUAAAAAAAGAAAGAUGUCAAUACAAACUUGUUUUUGGUAUUACAGAAGUUUCCAAUGUAAAAAUAACUUAGUAAAAAAGAUAAAUAUUGAAUGAGUCGAAAUAUUAAAUGUCUCGCAAAAAAAUUGAAAUAAAAAUUGAAGAUUCAGGAUUUUGAAGAUUCUGAAGCAGAGUCAUCGAUAUUUAAAUCAUAA
Tetranychus urticae (two-spotted spider mite) is the source of this 2987-nucleotide messenger RNA. Its product is annotated as nose resistant to fluoxetine protein 6. Lineage: Eukaryota; Metazoa; Arthropoda; Arachnida; Trombidiformes; Tetranychidae. The record is from RefSeq and is a predicted model, not a curated record. Gene Ontology annotation, molecular function: acyltransferase activity, transferring groups other than amino-acyl groups.